This is a messenger RNA of Perognathus longimembris pacificus (Pacific pocket mouse), 1947 nucleotides long. RefSeq names its product zona pellucida glycoprotein 4 (gene Zp4). Lineage: Eukaryota; Metazoa; Chordata; Mammalia; Rodentia; Heteromyidae. Gene Ontology annotation, cellular component: egg coat. The transcript is spliced from 14 exons. The record is from RefSeq and is a predicted model, not a curated record. Gene Ontology annotation, molecular function: structural constituent of egg coat; acrosin binding. The coding region runs from base 1 to 1947 and encodes 648 amino acids. Gene Ontology annotation, biological process: prevention of polyspermy; binding of sperm to zona pellucida.
AUGCGGUGGCUUGGGCUCAUCUGGCUGUGUCUCCCGCUGUCCCUCGCCGGGAGUGGCCGGCGUGUCCCGGGGUCCGCAGGGGGUCCCGUCGGGCUCCGCUGUGAGCCCCGCGGUUUCCGGCUUACCGUGAGCAGCAGCGUGGCGGCAGCCCCCCGGGGGGUCACGGCGUGGGACAAGUCCGGGAGGGCGCACGGGCUGCGGAACGACUCUGCGUGCGGCGUCUGGGUGACGGCGGGCCCCGAGGGCUCCGUGGUGCUGGAAGCCGCCUACGACGGCUGCCUCGUCAUUCCGUGGGGCUCCUACUACACCCUGUUGGUCGGAGUGGGCCCAGGUGUGGCGGCACCCACCGAGGCCCGAGGGAGGAAGGUGUUCCGGUGUCCCAUGGGUGUGUCAGUCCCGCAGGCUCCGGAUGCUUCUGUGUGCGAGUCGGUGGCAGCCCGGGACAGGCUGCCCUGCGGCCCCCCCGACGCCCCCCGAGAAGCCUGUGAGGAGCUGGGCUGCUGCUACAGCUCCAAAGAGGGGGGCGGCGCCUGUUACUAUGGAAACCGAGUGACCGCGCACUGCUCCCGGGAGGGCGGCUUCUCGGUCGCCGUGUCCAGGACCGCGGCCUGGCCCCCGCUGCGCGCGGACUCGGUGCGCCUGGGCGCCCGCCACGCCAGCGGGUGCCGCCCGGCGCUGGCCACGCGCGCCUUCGUCCUCUUCCGCUUCCCCUUCACGGCCUGCGGGACCACUGGACGGGUCACCGGAGACCGCGCCGUGUACGAGAACGAGCUGGCUGCCACCAGGGACGUGAGCGCCUGGGACCGUGGAUCCGUCACCCGAGACGGCGACUUCCGACUCCGAAUCCGCUGUAGCUAUUCUGUGAACAGCCGCCAACUCCCGGUGGACAUCCAAGUGUACACAGUCGCACCACCACCGCCUCCAAAGGUCCAGCCCGGACCCCUCUCCCUGGAGCUCCGGAUUGCCAAAGAUGAGAGCUACGGUUCCUACUAUUCCGCGGGGGACUACCCCGUGGUGAGGUCACUCCGCGAUCCCGUCUACGUGGAGGUCAGCCUGCUUCACAGGACCGACCCGCGGCUGGGGCUGCUCCUACGGCGGUGCUGGGCCACGCCCAGCCCCGACCCCCGGGACGGCCAGCGGUGGCCCAUCCUGGUGCGAGGAUGCCCCUACGCCGGAGACAACUAUGAGACCCGGCCGAUCCCUGUCCUCGAUGCGGCCUUCCCCGCCCACGCCCAGCGCUUCCGCAUUUCCGCCUUCAGCUUCAUCGACUCCACCAGGGCGGGAAAGGCCCUCGGUGGUCAGGUGUAUCUGCACUGCAGCGCGGCCGUCUGCCAGCCCGUGGGAACGCCGUCGUGCGUGGCAGCCUGCCCUGUGUCCAGACGAAGAGGAAGAUCUAGCCUCCAUUUUGAGAACAAUACUGCCAGCAUUUCUAGCAAAGGCCCCAUGCUUCUACUGCAGGCCGCUGCUAAGGACCCAUCUGAAGAGUUGGAUAAGUACUUCAGCCCGCCUGCGGAUUCCUCUGCUCUGUGGGUGGCAGGAAUUUCCGGCUCCUUAAUCAUCACGGGGACCUUGUUCGUGUCCUACCUGGCUCUCCGAAAACAGAGGAGCUACUGCGACCAAACGCGGCAUGCCCAAUUCGUGUUCACUGCCAUCCGCAAUCCCGGGUGCUACCCAGGCAUAGCCGUAAAACCAAGAUGGCGUCUCCUGGGCUUCCACCGCCUGCAGCGCAGGAAGCUGACCAUUGGGGAGCAAGCACGCAACGGUGACUCGUCUCCAGGCAGCCGUGAAGUCCUCCCCUUGCUCUGCGGUGGCUUCCGGUCCGCGUGGACUCCAGCGUCACACACAGAAUCACCGCAUCGGCCGAGGGCUUCCCACCCCCAGGAAGAAAAACAAGACCCAACGGCGGCGCCGGCAGCGCUGUACGGCGAGGGGCAUCGGAUUCCUUGA